Alosa alosa (allis shad) is the source of this 1738-nucleotide messenger RNA. RefSeq names its product SWI/SNF related, matrix associated, actin dependent regulator of chromatin, subfamily b, member 1b (gene smarcb1b). Gene Ontology annotation, molecular function: transcription coregulator activity. Gene Ontology annotation, cellular component: nuclear chromosome; nucleus. Gene Ontology annotation, biological process: chromatin remodeling; regulation of transcription by RNA polymerase II. The record is from RefSeq and is a predicted model, not a curated record. The coding region runs from base 72 to 1172 and encodes 366 amino acids. NCBI's taxonomy places the organism in Eukaryota, Metazoa, Chordata, Actinopteri, Clupeiformes, Clupeidae. The transcript has 9 exons.
CGAGCGAUUGCGCAGACGCAGUAGGCUAGUUUCUGGUUACUGUCUAUGGUUGCAACAAGCUAACGGCAAAGAUGGCGCUAAGUAAAACCUUUGGUCAAAAGCCGAUAAAAUUUCAACUCGAGCAAGAUGGAGAUUUCUAUAUGGUUGGAUCAGAGGUUGGAAACUACUUACGCAUGUUUAGAGGGUCCUUAUACAAAAGGUACCCAUCAUUGUGGAGAAGGCUCGCUUCUGUCGAGGAGCGAAAGAAAAUAGUUGCCUCAUCACAUGCCACCAGCGUGACUCUGCUGAAGGCCUCGGAGUGUGAGGAGAUCUUUGAAGGCAACGAUGAGAAAUAUAAAGCUGUGUCAAUUAGCACGGAGCCUCCUGCCUAUCUCAGGGAACAGAAGGCCAAGCGAAAUAGCCAGUGGGUGCCCACCCUCCCCAACAGCUCCCACCACCUGGACGCUGUGCCCUGCUCCACCGCCAUCAACCGCAACCGCCUGGGCAGAGACAAGAAAAGGACUUUCCCUCUAUGCUUUGAUGACCAUGAUCCUGCCGUAAUCCAUGAGAACGCCUCCCAACCCGAAGUUUUGGUUCCCAUCCGGCUUGAUAUGGAGAUUGAUGGGCAGAAACUGCGAGAUGCUUUCACUUGGAACAUGAAUGAGAAGCUCAUGACCCCAGAGAUGUUUGCGGAGAUCCUGUGUGAUGACUUGGACCUGAACCCCUUGACCUUUGUUCCUGCUAUCGCCUCUGCCAUCCGCCAGCAGAUGGAGUCUUACCCCACUGACAGCCUGUUGGAGGAGCAGACGGACCAGAGGGUCAUCAUCAAGCUCAACAUCCAUGUUGGGAACAUCUCCCUGGUGGACCAGUUUGAGUGGGACAUGUGUGAGCAGGAGAAUUCCCCUGAGCAGUUUGCACUGAAGCUGUGUUCUGAGCUGGGCCUGGGCGGAGAGUUUGUCACCACCAUCGCCUACAGCAUCAGAGGACAACUGAGCUGGCACCAGAGGACGUACGCCUUCAGUGAGAACCCCCUGCCCACGGUGGAGAUCGCGAUCAGGAACACGGGGGACGCUGACCAGUGGUGCCCCCUGCUGGAGACCCUCACGGACGCAGAGAUGGAGAAGAAGAUCCGGGACCAGGACAGAAACACCAGACGCAUGCGGCGACUUGCCAACACCGCUCCAGCCUGGUAGAGGACCAAGGCCUGAUUGACGUGUUGCCAGCUCACUCCUGAUUGGCUGAACCUCCUACAGCUCUUGGACCCCCACAUCACAAUCCACAUUCCGCACGCGUCCGCUUGACUCUGGCAUCCACAGCACUGAUCUGGGCUCAGCCAGGCAGGACGCUGCACCUCACCCGAACUCUGUAGUGUAGGCCAACGAGCCUUAGACAAGUCGUAGACCCCCGGGAUCUAAAAGAACCUCAAGGAGCCCAGUCCAGUCGCACCUGCCUCCCUACCGAUCCGUUCCAGCAUCCCUUCCACCAGUUUCGGGCACAGCGGAAUGUACUGGCCGAUUGAGCUCCUCUUCGCAGAUCCAUUUUAGCAAGCAGCUAUCUCUGGACGCUCAGAUAUUACUGGGCUUUUGAAAAGUAAAGGUGGUGCUCAGCAUAUUUCUUUCUCGUGAAUGACAUGGCUCUUUUUUUUUUUUUAAGUGUGAAAUUGAGUCUGUUACUAAUAAACAUUGCUUAUGUUUUUUUUGUUUUUUGUUAUGUUUUCAAAAUUUGUCUUGUGUUGAUUCAUUAAAUGAUUUGAAAUGAA